This is a messenger RNA of Balearica regulorum gibbericeps (East African grey crowned-crane), 543 nucleotides long. The record is from RefSeq and is a predicted model, not a curated record. Lineage: Eukaryota; Metazoa; Chordata; Aves; Gruiformes; Gruidae.
AUCACCGAUCCUAAAACGCAAAGAUUUGAAGUUCCCCAUGAGCACGUGACAUCUUUCAGCGGUCCAGCAGCCUCCGAUUUAAAAUAUAAAGUUUAUGUCCAGCAAAAUCCCUUUGGCAUCAAGGUGGCCAGAGCAAGCAACGAAAAAGUUUUGUUCGAUACCACCAUCGGCCCGCUGGUGUACGCCGAGCAGUUCUUACAGCUCUCCAUCAAACUCCCCAGCAGCAACAUCUACGGGGUGGGUGAGCACGUGCACAAGCAAUACCGACACGACGUCAACUGGAAAACCUGGCCCAUGUAUUCACGUGAUCAAAUGAAAUUUUUAGCUGACAACACGGAUAACUUGUAUGGUGUUCAGACUUUCUUCUUGUGUUUGGAAGACACCACUGGAGCCUCUUUUGGUGUUUUCUUGAUGAAUAGCAACGCCAUGGAAUUCGCCCUGCAGCCAGCGCCAGCUGCCACUUACAGAACAAUCGGUGGAAUUCUUGAUUUUUACGUCUUCUUGGGAGAUACCCCUGAGCAAGUCGUGCAGGAGUACCUGAAG